This is a messenger RNA of Ostertagia ostertagi, 270 nucleotides long. The record is from the annotation of a GenBank genome assembly. Lineage: Eukaryota; Metazoa; Nematoda; Chromadorea; Rhabditida; Trichostrongylidae.
AUGGAAUACACAAACAUCGAAAAAGUCGUCGUAAUAGCAAAGACACUAAUGAGUCUUUCCUUCCUGUUUAUGUCGUGUAACAUUUAUUCUGAUCUAUGGCUUGGCCUCUCGCUGAAUGGCCGCGCCUAUGCUGCACUGGAUCACACCAAAUUUCUCGGUGCCUCGAUUGGACAAUGGAUUAUUCAAAACAUGGCGCAUCCAAAUGUUGUGGCUCUUGGAGGUAAAAUAAUGACGGUUGCGUGUUUGAUAAGAAUUGCGGCUCGAUCCUGA